GCGGCGUUUCCAUCCAGCCUACCUACCUAGGCUAUCAGUUUGGCAUAACUUAAAUUAAUUUAGUUUGGUUAAGGCGAUACAAACAUAAACUACAAUUAAAGUUAGGCCGUUAGGCCUCAUCUUGGAAUUGGAAGCAGGUAGGGGUAUUAAGUAUUCGAUUUGGAGGGACUUGGUGAAAGGUUUAAAUACAUAUUUUUAAUAGGAUAACAGAUCGUGGGUGAUUGACACAAACCAGAAGACUAAUAACGGUAACUUAUUGAGUUAGUAAAAUGGACAAGAAAAGUAAAAAGAAAGAAGUGAAAAUGUAUUUUGUGAUACCUGAUGGAUGCAAUCAAGAUGAAGUCCAGGAUGGCUUGAAAAUGGCUUUUCAGGAGAGUAAGGAAGCUGGCCUUUCUCCUGAAUGGAUAACGGAAAAGGAUUGUUUGAGUAUUGAUUCCUCCAAGAAUGUGGUGUUUAUCCUUCAAGAGUUUAUUAAAGACUCAGAAACUUUUAAAAAUCUACGAUCAUCUAAGAGUUUCAGGGUAUGUGGACCAAUGUGCUUGCGGAGCUGUUUGGCAGAAAACAAACCUAUCCCCAUGAGCAAGAGCCCAGUGUUUACUGCUGCCAUGACUGACUUAGUGGUAACAGCAAGUCAGGUGCCCCCUGAAGUCAAAGCUGAAAUCAAAGAAAAGGUGAGCUUUAUGGGAGGAAUCUACAUCAGCAACCUGUCUGACUCCGUGACCCACCUUGUAACCAAUGCAGUACGAUCAGCCAAGUAUGAGGUGGCUGCUGAGAAGGGUCUCCCCAUCAUGAAGGUUGAUUGGGUGGAUUAUGUGUGGCGAGAGUCUCAGAGUCGCAACAUCAAAGCCACUGACCCUGAGAUAAUGGCCAAGUACAAGUGUCCAGUGUUCUUCAACAUGUUCAUAGCCUGCUCAAACCUUCCAAAGAAAGAAAAAGAGAAAAUUAAGGAUCUCGUAACAAAACACGGUGGCACGUUCACACCAUCCAUGCGGCAGUAUGAGACUACUCUACUGGUGGUAGAGGAGCCACAAGGUGUAAAGUACCAACAUGCCAGAUCCUGGGACCUGCCUUGUGUACGGCCGUCCUACAUCUACGAGAGUGUAACCAAGGGAUACGCUGUGGCCAGCAAGCAGCACCUCGUGGAGCCUAGCGUGCAGUGUUCGACCCCCACAAAGGAGGAUGACAUUGCCAAUUUUACUUACAACUCUGAUCCAUCAAUAAGUGUGAUAAACUUUGACACCAACAAAACUCACAUAGAUGAAACUCAAAUGUCAAACAUGACACAAGUGAGUUCCCUGCAAAGACAGCCUCUACGGCCAUCAGGAAACAAUCAUAUUCAAAUCCUGAAUUCUCUGACCAUAUCUGAGGCUAAAAAAGCAGGAUCCUUUGUCGAUGGAUGCAAGGUAUAUCUGAGUGGUUACAGAGGGAUGGACUUAGAGAAGUUAGUUCGUAUUCUCAGCUUGGGAGGAGCAACAGUGUUUUCCGAAAUGUCAGAUAGUGUGUCUCACGUUAUACUUGGUGAAUUUGUAAUAGAUGAUGUGAAAGCACUAUCUGGUUUUGCUCAGAAACCACAUGUUGUUAGCCUGGAGUGGUUGGCAGCUUCUAUCAAACAGCGAGCUCCUGCUACAGAGGAAUCUUAUCACUGUCUAGAACCAAAGAGGUUGCCCGAGCCCCCCUCUCCCCUCAGUCAGAAGGGAAUGGAGCUGCUGAAACCCCCAACUGAUGACAGUGCAGCCUCUAAGAUGCCUCCCCCUCCUGAGCCCCCUGUCAAUAGAAAACUCUUCUCAGAGUUCAUCAAAGAAAAUAUCAAAUCUGAUGUGUCGCCCAUGAAGUCAAACCAAAAUCAAUCUGUUAACUCAACAACUACAAGCCAGGAUUCAUAUGUGCCUGACUUAUUUCUGGGCAAGAAAUUCCUUGUGGUUGGAUACGAUACUGAACUAACCCAAAACAUUGUGGAAGCCAUAGAAGAGUCUGGAGGUACUGUUGUGGCAACCAAUUUUAAAGGAGUCCCUGACUAUGCUGUGGUGCCCGUAGAAACUCCUGUGCCUAAUGUUACUGCAAUGGAAGUAGUAACACCCCUGUGGCUGGAGGAUUGUAACGAUGCUAAAGAGUUGGUAAAAAUAGAAUAUUACCAUCAACCAUUAAUUGUAGACACAGAAAAGAAGCCUCUGACUAGCUGUUGCUUGACACUGAGCAGCUACACUGGCCGAGAGAAGGCAUUCCUAGUACAAAUGACAGUGGCUCUCGGAGCUGUGUACCAGGACACCCUGGUUAAAGUGGCUAAGAAGAGUGGAGACCAAGAGCUGCUAGCUUCCACUCACCUUGUCUGCCCCAAGCCUGAGGGUAAGAAGUUCACUGCUGCCACUAGGUGGGGUCUGACAAUAGUUACCAAGGAUUGGCUUCUGGCUUGUGCACACUCUAGUUCAAAAGUUCCAGAAACCAGUUUUCUGGUCUCAGAAAUAGCAGACUCGUCAGCCAGUAUUGGAUAUCAAUCGCUCAGUUCAGUGACCAAGCAAACCACAUCAACAUCUGCAGUGGUCAGCACUCCUAAGCCUACAACUUUCUCAACUAAGGAGGCUGAUGUCAACUUCAAGACUCCCACCAGUGGUCCUGCCAACCCUCUGCCCCACCCUGCUGUCAACUCACUGAAGCGCAAGAGUUCUGCAAUCACACCUGAUGAUCACAGUCCCUUCCAUGUUUCCACACCUGACACACCAUAUGGACAGUUUGUAGCAACUCCGACAACUGAAUCAAAAAAGCGAUGGAAAAGGUACAUUGAUGAGUUCCCUAGUAAACCACCAUCACCUUCGUCCUCACCCAGGAACCCACGAAGACAAAGCACACCUAUCUCAGAAUUAAAAAGAAGAGCAUUUGCCCUAGCUUUAGAGACUUCUGAGGAGAACGUCAACCCUAACUAUUCAAUAGAGGAAAUGGAAGAGGAACCUGAAAGUGCACCAAACCAACCUUCAGUAAAUGCAUCAAUGACCAGAGAAACAACUACUCCAAGAACAUCUGCUGUGCAAUGCAAAAAGAACAUUGAUAGCAACACUUCACUGAGUGCUGCAGCUGGUUGGUCCUCACCAUCUGUCUGUGACUUCAAAGUUUCAAAUGGUACUCCAUCAUCAAACAAGAAAAAGAAUAUAGAUACAAAAACCCAAGAAGAGGAAACCAGAAAUGAAAUGGUUUGCAAAAUGCUUCAUCAACUCCAUCAAAGGCUGAGUAAUACUCCAAACACAUCUUCAGAAGAGAAACGACCCCACCUCAACUAUAAGCACCUCACUAACUACGAGAAUCAACCAGCAACUUCCUCAUACAGCACACCUGCAGCAAACCCAAUAUUAGACCCAGAGUCACAACCAAUCCUGAUGGGCUGGGAUGAUCCUGUAGAAUCUGCUGAGAGAGCCAGAAUGAUGAAUAUGUCUUCAUCAGCAACAAGUAAACCUAGGAGGUUUGUCUUCUCUAAUGUUGAAGAGAAGGAGUUGUGUGAGGAGAGACUGCGAGAUUUGGGUGAGACAGUCAGUGAAGUUGCAGGGUUUGACAUGGAGACCACACAUCUGAUUGUAGACAAGCCUGUGCGUAGUGAAAAGCUGCUGUGUUGCCUGGCUGGAGGCCGCUGGGUUCUCCACACCUCCUUCAUUGAGAGAAUGGUGGCCUGUGGAAAAUAUGUGCCUGAAGAAGAGAAGUUUGAAUGGGGCAAUCCCCUGAGCAGUGGUCGGCUUCCCUCAUUUCCACCUGGUGACUUGGCCCAAGAGUUAGCAGAGUCAGCCUACAGAUGGCGAACAAAGGUUAAUGGAUCUGCCGAAGGAGCAUUUAAAGGAUUAAAGGCCAUGUUGUUCACCACCCCAGCCAAGAGUGUGUCGUACCAACGGCUGAUUAUUGCUGGAGGAGGAGUUGUACUUCCAUCUAUUUUGUCUUCGGUGAGUAUGGCGACACACUGCUUCAUGGAGAUCAACAAAGUCCCAAACCUGACUGUGCCUCUGAGUGAGUUUGUAACUAACAACGUGCCUUGUCUGCUGCCUGUCUACCUAGCAGAGAUGCUCACUAGCGCCUCACCAAACAUGCAAGACUCGCUCAUACCUGAAUAUAAGAAACUUUUGGCACAAAACAAAUGAACAAAUAUCACAAAUACUUUUAAAAUGCCUGAGUCUUUCAUUAUUCUUGAGAAUAGAAUGCUUUUAAAGUGUGUAUUUAACCCUUUAACCCUUUGGAAAACAAUUAACAAUCUGGCUAAGUUGCACAUUUUGUUUGAUUGUCGAUGUAGGGACUUGAAGUUGUAGAUUUUAAUUUUAAGACCAUGUACUUUCCAAUGAAAAUUUAUAAUUUGUAAAUCUAAAGCCGUUUGCUGUAAGAUGAGUUUGAAAGUUUAAUUUUAUUUCCAGUAAGAUGUAAAAAUAACAUUAUACUAGCAUAAGUUAACUUUUUGUUUAAUUUUUUUUUUUAUUAGUUUAGCAGUAACCUCAAUUUUUUAUAGUUUAAUUUUUUGUCAUUAUUAGUUUGGCAAACACCUCAAUUUCUAAUAUUGUAAUUUUUUUUACCUUUUCAAGCUCAGAGUAUUGUCCUCUAAAAAUUUACUUUUAUGACAGAAUGCAUUUUUAAAUCUAUUUAAUUUUGGGAACUGUCAUUAUUGUU
Messenger RNA from Macrosteles quadrilineatus (aster leafhopper), 4629 nucleotides. Its product is annotated as DNA topoisomerase 2-binding protein 1-like. Lineage: Eukaryota; Metazoa; Arthropoda; Insecta; Hemiptera; Cicadellidae. Gene Ontology annotation, biological process: DNA replication initiation; mitotic DNA replication checkpoint signaling; mitotic G2 DNA damage checkpoint signaling. The transcript has 30 exons. The record is from RefSeq and is a predicted model, not a curated record. Bases 270 to 4112 code for a protein of 1280 amino acids.